Messenger RNA from Ictalurus punctatus (channel catfish), 1676 nucleotides. It is a transcript of the gene polr3gla, whose product is annotated as RNA polymerase III subunit GL a. Gene Ontology annotation, cellular component: RNA polymerase III complex. Bases 233 to 892 code for a protein of 219 amino acids. Gene Ontology annotation, biological process: transcription by RNA polymerase III. The transcript has 8 exons. The record is from RefSeq and is a predicted model, not a curated record. NCBI's taxonomy places the organism in Eukaryota, Metazoa, Chordata, Actinopteri, Siluriformes, Ictaluridae.
UCGGUGUGAGACACUCGGUAUCGCCCACGUGGCUCAUAAGAGACUUCGCCUUAACUGUUUAGUCGACAGAGGACACAGUACUGUCGAGUUAUUUCACAAUAUCUGCUGUGCUUUUUUUUAUUCGAUCAUAGACGGAGAGUUAGCUAAAGUGUCAGCUUAGCAGGCUAAUUACCAGGUUUGCACUGAGAUUCCUAAACAGAAGGAGUUGAGCUGAGCAUCGACCAGAGACGUCAUGUCAGGAAGAGGAGGAAGAGGCCGAGGCCGGAGUCUCUUCACCUUUAAUGUGGACUCUCUGGGUUUCGGCAGAGGAGAGGCUUUACCCACCGGCGUUCAGGCACCGUCACCACUCUACCCUCCCAUGCAGUUCAGGCCGGUUCCUCUGCAGACGGGGGAAGAGGUGGAGUACAUGCUCGCGCUGAAACAGGAACUCCGAGCCUCCAGCAAGAACCUGCCCUUCCACAUCCAACCAUCUGCACCCAGGAAAGACGUGGCUCGUUACUCGGAUAAAUACCAGAGCGGAGAGGCCAAGUGUGGCGAAUGGACUCCAGACUGGAGUCGACUCCCUAAAGAGCUUUGCAUCAAAGUUCAGAAGUCACGCAAAGCCAAGACCAAACCGGUAGUGAAGAGCAAAAUUAAACCUGCUGCGCCCAAAGAAGUCUUACAAAAACUGGAGAACCUGGAAAAGAAAGAGGCUGAGAACCAGUCCGAGGAGGAAGAGGACGAGGAGAAGAAGCAGAAGAAGACCGGAGAGGAAGAAGAAGAGCCUGACGACGCGGAGGACUACAAUGAAGAAGAGUUUGAAGAGGAGACGGACUACAUCAUGUCGUACUUUGACAACGGCGAGGAUUUUGGAGGAGACAGUGACGACAAUGUAGAUGAAGCCACCUACUGAAAAACACCAUUUUAAACACUGUUUUAUUUAUUCCUCGUGUGCUGGAGGAAGGACAGUGUGUGUGUGUGUGUGAGAGAGACAUGUGAGUCACGGCAUAUGUAAACUCUCACUGCAUCCCUGUAUUGUUUCUAACACACCCUCGCCGAUUUCCCAGAGAAGAGGAGGCGCGUGUAGCGUGGGAAUGCAAGCAGAACCCACAUUGUUCCAUAACAUCCUGCUCUCUAAUUAGCAUGCUAAUUCUUGUUAAAUCCAUAUAAACGAGAUGUACCUAAUUCCUGUUCCGAGAAUCAGAGGCGAGUACAAAUGACAUACAACCCAACUUGAACUCGAAUAUAUUUUAAAUAUCAGGUAUUUUAUUGCUGCUGUUUACAUUUAUUAGCAGCUUUAUCCGGUAUUUAUGCUGUUUUUAAAAGGAUACGCCAGAAUGCAAUGCAUUUUGGGAUAUUAUCAUAAUGUCACUGAAUGUGUUUGAGACAAUUAACUGUAAACCGUGCUGGUGAAGAGAUGAUAAAGUGUUAAAUGUGCUAAACUGUUAAACCAUGAAGGUAAAUAUAAUGAAGUUGCCCAGCAGGUGGCGGGAUUUACUAGAGAAGCAGAGCUGUUCUGUCUAGUGAGAAGUGAAGUGAGUUGAAGCGCUAAACAAACUUUAUUUAUCUCAAUAAAGUGGGCGGGGCGAUAUCAGGGCAUGAUGGAAUAAUGUGAUAUGACAAUCGUAAGCAAUGAUGUACUUUAAGUGCGUUUAUGAAUGAAAAUGUUUCUUGGUUUGCACGUAGCGAACAUAAUA